GUGUGCACUAAACACAACCCUACUGUAUAUUGUUGUCGAAAGAUAUUCAUUUUGAAAUUUCGCGAAUUAUUUUUGGAACAAGCGUAAAACUUACUUAUUGUCAAGCAAAAUUAUUUAAAAUAAAGGCAAAAAUGUCUUGGGGAGGGCAGCAAAACCAGUAUGGUGGAUAUGGGACGCCGCAAGGCUACCAGCCAGGAGCUCCCCCAGCAAGCCAGGUCUAUGGGCAGGGGCAGGUCCAGGGCCAGACACAGGGGUAUGGAGCCCCUGCAGGAUAUGGGCAGUCUGGGGCACCACAACAGCAGGUUUACAGACCACAAGGUCCAGCAGGUCAGUUUGGUCAGCCUCCGCAAGGACAGUAUGGUUCACCUUCUGUAGGACAGUAUGGUCAGCCUGGACAAUAUGGUCAGCAAGGGCAAUACGGUCAACCAGGACAGUACCGGGCACCCCAAGGAUAUGGGGGAUUCCAGCAGCAGGGCAUGGCUGGCUACGGGGGACAGGCACAACCACCUCCUGGGGUCAACCCAGAAGUCUGGACAUGGUUUCAGUCAGUUGAUGGAGACAGAAAUGGAAAGAUAACGUCUGAAGAGCUUCGUCUGGCACUGCACAAUGGCAACUGGUCUCCCUUCAAUUCGGAGACCUGCCGGCUCAUGGUUGGCAUGUUUGACAAGGACAGAAGUGGCACUAUAGACGUACAGGAGUUUGCAGCUCUAUGGAAGUAUGUUCAGGACUGGAAGUCAUGCUUCGACAGGUUUGACACAGACAGAUCUGGUAACAUAGAUUCCAGAGAACUUACAACAGCGUUCCAAAGUUUUGGUUACAACUUGUCCCCUCAGUUCUGUGACCUGGUGGUGAGGGUGUUUGAUCGUCGCGGGACACGCCACAUCCAGUUUGACGACUUCAUUCAAGCCUGCGUGCUGCUCAAAACUCUGACUGACAAAUUCAGAGCUAAAGAUAACCAGAUGAAUGGAACAAUAAGGAUCAGUUAUGAAGAGUUCUUGGACAUGGCUCUUGACAUUAAAGUCUGAGGGAAAGACCUGAGAAAUACAACAAGGGUUUAUUGUUCAGUGAAAGAACUAAUACACUGUUGUAAGAGAAGUAAGAACAGUUAACGGCUGAAUGCAUAUUUGAAUAGAUCUAGAAUAAAGAGCCUUUCUCCUAGUAUGGCCAAAUACUGUUUUACAUUUUCUAUAAAUAUCAUUGAAAGAUAAGUAAUUCAUCAUGUAUUUAUGAUGAUCAACAAUAAAAUAUGAAUCUGGCAGUUAUAUAAAUAUAUAUUUGUGUAUUGGAGGGUAUGGAAAGGACUUUGCAUGGAUAAAUAAUUUACAAGUGUAUAGAAUAAUAAUUAUAUAGAAUGUGAGGCUAGCCAUCCUUUUAUGUUAAUACGGCACAUUUUCUGAUCAUGUAACACACAUUUGUACACGCAUUUAUUUUUUAAAGAAUAACAUGUUAAAUUAAGAAUAUCAUGUUAAAUUGUUAACCCAAUGUUAAAUAAUAUUUUCUUAUGGUAUAAUUUUAAAAUAACAUUUUUAUUUUAUUGAAGUAUUUGUACUUCAGAUAAUUUUGAAGAAGUUAUUUGACACCCUUACCUCAUUUUGACCAUGACGAUGACCUACUUUCAGACUUAGACUUAUUCAGAUGGCAUAAAUUCUUGGUUUACCUACAAUGAUGCAUUUCAUAUAUUAUCAAUCAUUCUUCCUAAAAAGCACUGAUAGGCUUAAAAAGCACUAGGGUGGCUGAUGUCUGUGAACACUAUCAACACAUCCAACUAGGGUGGCUGAUGUCUGUCUAUCAACACAUCCACAUCACCUGCCUAGCACUAGGGUGGCUGAUGUCUGUGAACACUAUCAACACAUCCACAUCACCUGCCUUAAUUGUGAUCUAGACAUUCACCUUCUUUUAUACGAAGUCAGGUCGAAAUUCUUUUUUUUUUACCAAGACUUGUUCAGAUUGUCCAAUGAAUCAUUACUAACAAGGUUUUCACCAUGGACAUCUGUGUUUAUUGAACGCAGUAUUUAGUGUUUUUUUCUGUUCUUGACUUUCCUGUAAAAGUGUUCCAGUAUGUGCUAUUUCAUUUGGUGUUUUAUGUUUAUUAACAUUAUUACAUGCUCAUGUUGGUAUUAAAGUUUAUAACAUCACAUUAUGUGAGCUGUUUCAACUUACACUGACAGUAACUUUGUAAGUAUUUUUAUACUCUGUUUUGUUUUAAUUUUUAUACAUUUCAAGGCCCCCCUCCUACAUGUAUUUUCCAUUUUGUCUAAUUAUAAAAGUAAUAAAGGGCACUUUUUUCUGAUGAAAUGUUAUGGGCUCAACUGCUCUUCAUUGGUGGGUCAAUCACACUGGAACCAUCAUAAUGUGUAGAUUAUCAUAAGGAAACAUUUUGUUUUCUAUAUUAAAUGUUGACAUUUCUAAAUUAUAUAUAUUCCAAUUAACAUAGCUCAUGGAAAUAAAAUUGUGACCUCCGAAAUGUUUGUAAUUCUAUUAUUAGUUUACAUUUAAUGUGCAUAUACUGAAUUAAAAACAAGCUUACAAUAACGAGUCUUAGUGACAUGUGCUGUGCAAAUAUUUGCGAUGGGUAUCCCUUGUCUGUUACAUAUCUAGCUAAGCAAAUGUUGUUGUAAGAUUACUGAUAGCACAUGUGUGUAGAUGGAGUUGCUCUGUCAUUCAUAUGGAGCCGAGUAUGAUCGCUUCACUUACCAUUGAGUAUGCGAGUACUUUUAUCAUACAGGUGAAAACAUUUACGUAUAUACUUCCUUAAUCUUAAUUGUGCCAUCUUAAUUAGAGAUAAAGGGAAUCUUAUUGUACCAAUGGGAGUUUUCUAUGAUUAUGUUAAAAUGUAUGUACAUGUGUAUCCAUGAACUUUCUUAAUUAUACAUGUAUUUGUAAACGGCAUCAUUUGACUUUUUGUUUCAAACUAACUCUGCAUUAUAUACUUAAUGGACGUAAUUAAAGAAUCCAAAUGAA
Molecule: messenger RNA, 2961 nt
Organism: Dreissena polymorpha
Lineage: Eukaryota; Metazoa; Mollusca; Bivalvia; Myida; Dreissenidae
Product: sorcin-like
Exons: 8
Coding region: 132-1025 (297 amino acids)
Molecular function (GO): calcium ion binding
Source: RefSeq, a predicted model, not a curated record